AUGUCUCUUCGCGAGUGGUACGCAAAUCGUGAAAUACUGUUAACCGGGGUGACCAGUGAAUUGGGCCAAAAUCUUCUCGAGAAAAUACUUCGUACAUUUCCAGACGUCAAAGUUAAUCUUAUUGUGAGAACGCGAAAUAAUCUUACCAAGGAUGAUCGAGUUAAGAAGAUUUUCGGAUCACCUGGAUACGAGAGACUACGAGAAGAGGAUCCUGAUGCUAUUUCAAGGGUAACAAUUUACGAAGGUAAUUUGAUUUAUGACGAUCUUGGGAUAACUAACGAAGAGAGGGAAAGAAUGAAGAAGAAGGUUAGCAUAGUUUUUCAUGCUACUGGUCCGCACGACGCGGUAUUUCAAUUUUCGGAAGAAUUGCCAAAAUUAGAGACAUUAGCAGCUGCAUCGACCAUCUUUAGGCACAAAGGACGAAUCAACGAAUGUUUACAAAACGAACAUAUACCAAAUAUACCACUCGCACUGAUACGCGUAGCCCUUCUUGGGCCACCACUUCAAGAACCAAUGCAAGGUCACGUCGAAGAAGUCAAAGGAACAACCGCACUUAUGGUUGGUGCUGGAUACGUCCUAGGUGAUGCUCAAAAAUCUGCUGAAUUAACACCCAUCGAUAUCGCCAGCAACACGCUGAUUGCAGCUGCUUGGGAAAGAGCUCAACGACCAAAAGACGUCGGUGCUGUUGUGUACAAUACUGCGACGAUCGGUUGCACAUGGGGUGACCUUAUUGAGAAAGGUCAAUGGGCUACUAAAAAGUUUCCAUACCCGACGUUUGGAAUUCGUGGAAUAACAACUAUCGCAUGGCUACAUUGGACAGUAGUACUUUUUCUUGAAUGGUUACCAUCGAUUUUGUGCGACACGAUUGUCGGACUAUGUAACGGAAAGCAAAGGAUUGUGAAAGAACACGAGAAAAUACGUAGAGCCUUGAAAUCCGUCGAGUCGAUCGCAUGGAGGUCCUGGUCAGCCGAGAGAAAUCGCAUAUAUGUUUUGCACCAACGUCUCAGCACUGAGGACCAACAAACGUUUCCACUUAUCGUCAAUGCCGACAUUGAGAAUUACAUCCUUUCUACAGCAGCCUCGACGAGAAAACAUUGCGUCGACGAAAGCAUUCUUUCUCUCGUUCGAAAUAUUCGACUUUCCUUUAUCAUUUUCUUUACACUUUUCUUUUCUUAUAUCUUCAUUUACGUAAAUUUUUUACUAGACCAUUAGACAUUCUACUUUUUUUUUCUUUUUUUUUUUUUCUAAUUAGAUAUCCAUCGAAAAAUCUGUAAAUUAAUGUCAUUGUAAAGAAGAAGAUAAAAAAAAAGUUGCAGAAUUAUUCGAUACGAUCUUAAAAAUUUCAUUAAUAACAACGCAACGAAGAACAAAGCACUUGCCCUCUCAUAUAUUCAUUACAAAGAAAAUAUUUAUUUAGAUUAACAAAAGAGAACC
Vespula vulgaris is the source of this 1434-nucleotide messenger RNA. RefSeq names its product putative fatty acyl-CoA reductase CG5065. Gene Ontology annotation, molecular function: alcohol-forming very long-chain fatty acyl-CoA reductase (NADP+) activity. Lineage: Eukaryota; Metazoa; Arthropoda; Insecta; Hymenoptera; Vespidae. The record is from RefSeq and is a predicted model, not a curated record. Gene Ontology annotation, cellular component: peroxisome. The transcript has 4 exons. Gene Ontology annotation, biological process: long-chain fatty-acyl-CoA metabolic process. The coding region runs from base 1 to 1212 and encodes 403 amino acids.